CAGCAUUCAGUCGUUGCUAACAACAAAAUCAGUUACUUUGUGCUGUAAUAAGUGGCUGUACCUGUUCGAGGAUGAGCUCGGGUUCAACGUGUGCUGUUGUCGGCUGCCACAAUAAUUCAAGAAAAUUGAAAAACGCGUUAGAAACAUUUUGCCUUGAGCAUCAACAACUUAGAAAGGCCAGUCCAUGCCCACCGCCCUACGCACUGCACUCUAUGCCGCGGAAGGAGGAUGGGAAACUAGCGUGGCUGGCAGCUUUAAGACUCAAACACCCUCCAAAGAGAGUUUAUGUUUGCUCCUUUCAUUUUAUCGAUAAAAAGCCCACAGAGCUACACCCCGACCCGGAGCUUUAUCUGGGCUAUGACCGACCCCCACCAAAGAAAAGAAGAAAGCUCACUCGGACCACUUUGAGUGUGACAGCUUCCAGUAAUACGAACAAAAACACAGAAUCUGUACCCGAUUCCACAGUGUUACGUUCAGUGGAAUUAGACCAGGCCAGCAUCUCCACACAACCCCCUGAGCCACAUCUGCACUCAGUCCACACACAGUGGGAGGAUCCUUCGCAACAAGACCAUCAAUACUGCAACAGGUCUCGCAGAAAAGAUGUGCAGGAUAAGAUGACUGAGUGUGAUGAAGUUGCAUAUUUCAUUCUUCAAAAUGAUGCAGAUGCUUUUCUGUACACUGGGAUAGCCUUAGAACAUUUAACACACUUGUGUCGACACUGGAAGGAUAUGACAACAAUGAAUUUACAAUGCCUGUCCGAGAUCAAGUCCUUAUGACACUUAUGAAACUAAAGAGUAACCGUGUAAUAGGUGACUUAAGCCGCCAGUUUCAUAUAUCACAAAGCAUGGCCAGCAAGAUCAUCUCACACUGGUUAGACAAGCUGGAGGAAGUUCUCCGACCAUUAAUUCAAUGGCUGCCAAAAGAAACUAUUCAAGUAACUAUGCCUGAAGCCUUCAAGAAGAACUUUCCAAAUACUACAUGCAUUAUAGACUGCAGUG
This is a messenger RNA of Neolamprologus brichardi, 998 nucleotides long. The record is from RefSeq and is a predicted model, not a curated record. NCBI's taxonomy places the organism in Eukaryota, Metazoa, Chordata, Actinopteri, Cichliformes, Cichlidae.